Messenger RNA from Myotis lucifugus (little brown bat), 1562 nucleotides. It is a transcript of the gene NAP1L3, whose product is annotated as nucleosome assembly protein 1 like 3. The record is from RefSeq and is a predicted model, not a curated record. The transcript has a single exon. Gene Ontology annotation, molecular function: chromatin binding; histone binding. Gene Ontology annotation, biological process: nucleosome assembly. Bases 1 to 1524 code for a protein of 507 amino acids. Gene Ontology annotation, cellular component: nucleus; chromatin. NCBI's taxonomy places the organism in Eukaryota, Metazoa, Chordata, Mammalia, Chiroptera, Vespertilionidae.
AUGGCAGAAGCGGAUCUUAACAUGGUCUCGGAACCUGCCGCCCAGGGGGUCGCUGAAGAGGUGAAGGCUAGCUUGGCCAGUGAUUCCGGGGAAGAAUCUGACAGCAGUAGCUCUAGCGGCAGCACUGGUAGCAGCAACAGCAGCAGCAGCAGCAGCAGCAGCAGCAGCAGUAGCAGUAGCAACAGCAGCAGUAGCAGCAGCAGCAGCAGCAGUAGCACCACCACCACCAGCAGCAGCAGCACCAGCGGCAGCAGUGGUCUCAGCCGCUUCUAUGGAAAGAGGAGGGUACCUGAGCCUUCUAGAAGGGCGCGGUGGGCUCCGUCGGGUAACAGUUUUGUGGAUCGGCUGCCACAGGCGGUUCGAAAUCGUGUGCAGGCGCUCAGAAACAUUCAAAAUGAAUGUGACAAGGUAGACGCCCUAUUCUUAAAGGCAAUUCAUGGUCUUGAAAGAAAAUAUGCUGAUCUCAAUAAGCCUCUAUAUGAUCGGCGAUCUCAAAUCAUAAAUGCAGAAUAUGAGCCCACAAUAGAAGAAUGUGAAUGGAAUUCAGAUGAUGAGGUGUUCAGCAGUGAUGAAGAGGUGCAGGACGACAGCCCUAGUGCAAUGCCUGCCUUAGAGGGUGAGGAAGAAGAGGAUCCUAAAGAAAAAACCGAGGUAAAGGCUGAAGAAACGGAGGUUCCUAAAGAAAUUCCUGAGGCAAAGGCUGAAGAAAAAGCCCAAUCGAAAGAUCUUCUGGAGGCAAAGACUGAAGUAAAUGAAGAGCCUAAAGAAGUCCCCCAGGCAAAGGCACAAGAAAAAGAACAGCCUAAAGCAGCAGAGGCUAAGGAAAGGGCUGCAGUAAAAGAGGCUCCUAAAAGAGUUCAUGAGGUCAGGCCUAAAGAAAGAGUGAAUCUGAAACGAGCUCGUAAGGGAAAGCCUAAGAAAGAAGAACCUAAAGGCAUCCCCAACUAUUGGCUGACUGUUUUAAAGAAUGUUGACAAGCUCGGGCCCUUGAUUCAGAAGUAUGAUGAGCCCAUACUGAAGUUCUUGUCAGAUAUCAGCCUGAAGUUCUCAAAACGUGGCCAGCCUAUAAGUUACACAUUUAAUUUUUAUUUUCUGCCCAAUCCAUACUUCAGAAAUGAGGUGCUGACCAAGACAUAUAUCAUAAAGUCAAAGCCAGAUUACAAGGAUCCCUUUUUCACUUGGGGAUGGGAAAUCUAUGAUUGCAAAGGCUGUAAGAUAGAUUGGAGAAGAGGAAAGGAUGUUACCUUGACAACCACCUACAGUCGCACAACUGCCACUGGAGAAAUUGAAUUCAAGCCAAGAGUGGUUCCUAACUCAUCAUUCUUCAAUUUCUUCAGCCCUCCUGAGAUUCCUAAGAUUGGAAAGCUGGAGCCACGACAAGAUGCUAUCCUUGAUGAAGACUUUGAAAUUGGUCAAAUUUUACAUGAUAAUGUCAUUCUGAAAUCAAUCUAUUACUUUACAGGAGAAGUCAAGCGUGCCUAUUACAAUGGUAAAGAUUAUGGAAACAGGAAAUACCGAAAAUAAAGAGGCUGCCUGAAAGAAUUUUCAAGAUCUCAAAAGUU